AUGACAAGGCUUUCAAAGGGAACUGGGAAGGACAGAGGGAAAGAUAAUGAAUUACAAAAUACAAACAUUUAUAUCCUAUCCUUUUGUGUGAUUGGUAUUUAUACCAGUUUUUUGACUUGGGCCCUAGUACAAGAACCCUUAAAUACUAAAGUUUGGACUAAUUCAAAUGAAAAGUUCCAAUGUCCUAACAUCAUUGCUGUAUCUCAAGCUAUUGUGGCUAUGAUCAUGGGAUAUGUUUAUUUGAAGUGGCAACGGAGUGAAUAUGAUCCUUUGGACCUAAUUAAAGAUUAUUCAAAGCAACUGAUUUUGAUUUCCUUUACUCAAAGUACUUCUACACCAUUGGCUACUUAUGCACUAAAUUACGUAGAUUACUUGACUUAUAUGUUAGCAAAAUCAUGUAAGAUGAUACCUGUAUUAUUGAUUCAUUUAUUAAUUUAUAGGUCCCAUAUUAAUAAAGAGAAAAAAAUUGUAGCUAUAUUAGUCACAUUAGGAGUCACAAUAUUCACUAUAGGUGGGAGUAAAUCUACUAGAAAAUCUGUAGCUAUAAAUAUUACUACUUUUGCUACUCGAUUCAGUUUAAGUUUUUCACCUAUUUGGUUUGGUUUUAUGUUAUUAUUAAUUAGUUUAUUUUUAGAUGGAUUGACAAAUGCUACACAAGAUCAUUUAUUAAAAAGUGCCAACAAGAGCUCUAAAAAUGACACAAAUAAAGAUGAAAAUGAUGAGAAAAGUCAUACUAAUCCAACUGAUAAAAAGAACAAAAAAAUAACUGGUGCUCAUCUAAUGUUUGCUUUAAAUUUAUUUAUUAUUCUUUGGAAUAUACCAUACCUUUGUAUUUUCCAUAAAGAACAAUUUAAUAAAGCAAUAAGGUUGAUUCAAUUAGAUCCUCAGAUUGGUUCGUAUUUAUUAGCAUAUUCUUUAUGUGGUGCCAUUGGACAAUGUUUUAUCUUUUUUACACUGGAAAAAUACGGAUCUCUAGUCUUAAUUAUGAUUACUGUCACUAGAAAGAUGAUCUCUAUGUUAUUAAGUAUUGUGGUAUUUAAUAAAAAAAUUAAUCUAACUCAAUGGAUUGGCAUCUUUAUUGUCUUUGGUGGUAUUUGUUGGGAAGCAGUUAAUAAAAGAAGAGCAAUCAAUUCCAAUAAAAGUGAAACGAACAAUAAUAGUGGUUUUGGUAUGGAUAGGAAAUUAAGAUAA
Messenger RNA from Arxiozyma heterogenica, 1191 nucleotides. It is a transcript of the gene HUT1, whose product is annotated as UDP-galactose transporter HUT1. The coding region runs from base 1 to 1191 and encodes 396 amino acids. The record is from RefSeq and is a predicted model, not a curated record. Gene Ontology annotation, molecular function: UDP-galactose transmembrane transporter activity; UDP-glucose transmembrane transporter activity. Gene Ontology annotation, cellular component: Golgi membrane; endoplasmic reticulum membrane. The transcript has a single exon. Gene Ontology annotation, biological process: UDP-galactose transmembrane transport. Lineage: Eukaryota; Fungi; Ascomycota; Saccharomycetes; Saccharomycetales; Saccharomycetaceae.